UUAUGACUUGCAGAAAAGUAAUUGUAUUCGGCCUCCAAAUCCACACUAACAUUUCAAAGGGAGUCCUCACAAUUGCAAUGUCGUCCCAAGCUGUGCAAUUGCAUAUUCAGGAUCAUCAUGUUAUAAUGGAUAACGGCAUACUCCAAGUUACACUGUCAAAACCAGGUGGAAUUGUAACUGGAAUACAAUAUAAUGGCAUCAACAAUUUGCUUGAAGUUCAGAAUACAGAAACUAAUAGAGGGUAUUGGGACCUUGUUUGGAGUGAAGCAGGAAGUGUCGGAACAACCGGAACAUUUGAUGUAAUUAAAGGAACAAAGUUCACCGUCAUAGUGGAAAACGAGGAACAGGUAGAGAUAUCAUUCACAAGGAACUGGAACCAUAAGAACAAGCAUGUCCCGCUAAAUAUAGACAAAAGGUUUAUAAUGCUUCGUAAUUCGUCAGGCUUCUACUCGUAUGCCAUCUAUGAGCACUUGAAAGAAUGGCCUCCUUUUAACCUUCCGCAGACCAGGAUAACAUUCAAGCUCAGUCAAGAAAAGUUUCGGUACAUGGCCAUAGCGGAUAACAGGCAAAGAUACAUGCCGCUUCCGGAUGACCGAUUACCAGACAGAAGCAAAGUUUUAGAUUUUCCAGAGGCAGUUCUUCUUGUCCAUCCCAUAGAGCCAGAAUUUGAGGGAGAGGUCGAUGACAAAUAUCAAUACUCCUGCGAGAACCAGAAUCUGCAAGUGCAUGGUUGGAUAUGCAUGGAUCCACCCGUCGGGUUCUGGCAAAUAACACCCAGCAAUGAGUUCCGAUCUGGUGGACCUCUUAAACAGAACCUCACCUCCCAUGUUGGCCCAACUUGUCUUGCAAUGUUUCUCAGUGCUCACUAUUCAGGAGAGGACCUUGUGCUAAAGCUCAAACCAGAUGAGCCAUGGAAGAAGGUGUUUGGCCCUAUUUUUAUCUAUCUUAAUUCGGCGCCGGAUGCAAAAGACUCGUUGUCACUCUGGGAGGAUGCAAAGGCACAGAUGAUGACAGAAGUACAAAGUUGGCCGUACGAGUUUCCAGCAUCUCAUGACUUUCCACCAUCAGAUCAACGGGGUAAUCUUAGUGGCAGAAUACGCGUUCAAGAUAGGUACGUAAGCGAUACUUAUAUACUCGCCAACGGUGCUUACGUGGGCUUGGCACCUCCGGGAGACGCUGGAUCAUGGCAGAGAGAUUGCAAGGGCUACCAGUUCUGGACUAGGGCAGAUCAGAAUGGUUAUUACUCUAUAAAUGAUAUACGUGAGGGCAACUACGAUCUUUAUGCAUGGGUUCCUGGUUUUAUAGGAGAUUAUCGAUAUGAUGAAACCAUUAACGUAACCGCAGGUUGUGAUAUUGACAUUGGUGAUAUUGUAUAUGAACCACCAAGGAGUGGACCAACAUUGUGGGAAAUUGGCAUCCCUGAUCGUUCUGCUGCUGAAUUUUAUGUCCCAGAUCCUAAUCCAAAGUAUAUCAAUAAGCUAUAUGUCAACCAUCCUGACAGGUUUAGGCAGUAUGGUUUAUGGGAAAGAUAUGCAGACUUAUAUCCUGAGGAGGAUUUAGUGUUUACAGUUGGUGUUAGUGAUUAUACUAGAGACUGGUUCUUUGCUCACGUUACCAGGAAGAAGGAUGAUGGCAAGUAUCAAAGCACUACGUGGCAAAUAAAGUUUCGACUUGACAAUGUCAGUCAGACCAAAACAUACACACUUCGAAUUGCCCUUGCUACUGCAAACGUUGCAGAACUACAGAUUCGCGUAAAUGAUUCCAAGACAGAUUCACCUGUAUUUACGACCGGUGUGAUCGGACACGACAACACAAUUUGCAGACAUGGAAUUCAUGGUCUCUACCGGCUGUAUACAAUAGACGUACCCGGCACAUUGCUUGUGGAAGGAGACAACAUAGUGUUUCUAACCCAAGCAAUGAGCACCAGCCCUUUCCAGGGACUCAUGUAUGACUAUAUCCGUUUAGAAGGUCCAUCAACUUCUAUUUCUACCUGAGCUAUUUGUCCUCUAAGAAUGAUAAGAUAAAUUUUAAUAUUGUAACACCAUAAGCAGUUGGUUUAUGCAUUCUACCCGUGAAAAUUCACAUUGAAGUGUGUGAAUAUAGAUUAUUCU
This is a messenger RNA of Rosa chinensis, 2111 nucleotides long. RefSeq names its product probable rhamnogalacturonate lyase B. The transcript is spliced from 15 exons. Bases 3 to 1994 code for a protein of 663 amino acids. Gene Ontology annotation, molecular function: catalytic activity; carbohydrate binding. The record is from RefSeq and is a predicted model, not a curated record. Lineage: Eukaryota; Viridiplantae; Streptophyta; Magnoliopsida; Rosales; Rosaceae. Gene Ontology annotation, biological process: carbohydrate metabolic process.